AUGCCGCUCACUUUGUUGGGCCCGGUCUCUCUGUCGGAGGGAUCGAAGCGACUGGCUCCAGAAACAGAGCCAAUUGCGAUGAGAACCAGAAAGAGAAUGAAAGAGCCAUCCGAGACCCAACAUUCAACCACUACAGAGGAUUCUGCGCAAGAUAUCGAUGAAGUUGAAAAGGGUACCGAUGAAGUCCAACAACGCCGAGGAGAACCUCCUAUUUGGGCCAAUACUCGCCAACAGCUCACUGAUGCUCUUGAGUGGUACCGCUCUAUGCAAGGCGGAGCCGCUCACAAGGAAAAGAAAUGCACUGGCUUCUUGUUGGACGGUGAUAAUGGCGACCGCUCUUUUAUGAAUGACGAAGUCUUCAUUACUCGCAUGGGUGGAGGUUGCGAGAAAGACCAAGCCGGGAGCCUGCACCUCAAAAUGGACCAAUCACCAAAUGGUGUGAUCAUCACAUCGAUCAUGGCUAGUUUUCAAGAACAAAAGCCUGUGGGGGUUGUCAUUGGUUCGAACAAUACACUUCUGAGAAUCGAAAUUCCCCACCGGUACUGUGUUAUGGACUGGUUCCUCAUCACAGAUGUAUGGAUGGAGAAAAUGGGAAAGUAUGCAGGCUACCGAGUCCGUUUGGAGAAACUGAAUUUGUCGACCAAAGGCUGGUGGACAAAGCAGGGGUCCGAUGAGUCUCUCCCACUUCGCCAUUCAAAUCAACCUCCUCCAAGCCAGAAGUGCGGGCAGUGCGGCAAAUCAAGCGUGCAGAUUUACGUCCGACCUGGGUGGACAUGUCUCGAGAAAUCAUGCUCGAAGUUCUGGAAGUUCAGAGAUACCGAGCCCAAGGACUUCGAAUUUCACCCUGAUUUCCUCGACUACCGCCACCCCAGAGGUCCGGAUAUCCCAAACCCUGGUCCCUUGGCCAAAAUCGUGGACCGAAAUACCGAGCCAUUGGAAGGAAUUGCCGAUCGUGAGGAAUGGCGAGGCAUUGUGUGUCCCGAAUGCCGAAAGUGCAUUCAGCGUGUCACCUGGGACAGUUGGGACUGCGCAAACGAUUUCUCUCGGGGCCCUCGAGAGACCUGUUGCUACAAGGUUGUGAGAAAGAUGCGGGAGAUUCCUCUUGAAUCGGUUCUCGAUGGGGUUAAGCCGUACACCUCAAGGCAAAUGGAAGGCAAGCUUGAACCAGUUGUCGACAAGGACUCCCUCAAGCCAUACGAAGUACGCACCUACCAGCUCCCAGGCGUUGGCUUAAUCACACACUUCGUUUCAAACGCCAGUAUCAAUGGGCGUACGGAUGGCCCGAACGAUAUGUUCGGCCAACUUCAGAAGCUGGAUCUUGGUUUGAGACGCUACCCACUUGGAUCAGCUCAAGUGAAAGGGACUCUCACUUGUCACUUUGCGGUCAACUAUGGCGUUCCCUACAAGUACGUGGUCUCGGUGGACUCUAAGGCUUUCAGUGAUGCCCCUGCAGAAAUCCUUACUGCUUUGGGCCGCCUGUCCUGGGCGACUGACAAUGCCGUCACGCGUGCGGGUGAUCAAUAUCAGCCUCCCAAUGAGCUGCUUGCACUUGGAUAUUUUAAAAACAUGAAGAUCGGGUUUCACGAUGACGGUGAAAGCGCUCUGGGCCCGACAAUUGCGACCCUCUCCUUGGGAACCCGGUCAAGAAUGUACAUCCGGAUGAAAGGCAAAUACUACUUUGGAGUCAGCAACUCCAAUAUCCCAACACCGGGUGAUCCCGUUCUGCCACGUUGCAUCAAAGAAGAACAACGGCGAUCCCUCAAGAAAGAUUUUGAAGCGGACAGAAUCACCAAUGAUGUCUACAACAAGCGGCGCAAGGCUAUGCUUCAACGCUCGAAUACUAAACAGCCUCCGAAAUUGCUGACGCUCGAGCUGAAACAUGGGGACCUGGUCGUGAUGCAUGGAGCAGAGUUGCAGAAGUACUACGAGCAUUCGGUGGAGCCCGACAAAGGGCUACGAUUUGCUCUGACUGCGCGAUACAUCGAAUCAAAGAAUGAAGCGGACCUCCAGAAGGGCGAGUUCAAGCUCCAGGACAAUCAAAUUUACGACGGGCAGUGA
Penicillium subrubescens is the source of this 2058-nucleotide messenger RNA. RefSeq lists its product as uncharacterized. Lineage: Eukaryota; Fungi; Ascomycota; Eurotiomycetes; Eurotiales; Aspergillaceae. Gene Ontology annotation, biological process: DNA repair. The transcript has 9 exons. The record is from RefSeq and is a predicted model, not a curated record. Bases 1 to 2058 code for a protein of 685 amino acids.